Messenger RNA from Eucalyptus grandis, 3862 nucleotides. RefSeq names its product pentatricopeptide repeat-containing protein At5g55840. NCBI's taxonomy places the organism in Eukaryota, Viridiplantae, Streptophyta, Magnoliopsida, Myrtales, Myrtaceae. Gene Ontology annotation, molecular function: protein binding. The record is from RefSeq and is a predicted model, not a curated record.
ACCCAUCGAAAAUACUUAUUGCGGAAAUUAUAAAGAUGCAAUCUUUACAAAUGGUCGUAUCUUGUGUAGGAGCACAAAUUAUCUACCAUCAUCUUGUGAACUCAAAACGAGUCGAUCUGUGCUGAUGCCUGGACCAAACCAAAAAUCGAUUCAACAUCAAUCCUAACGAAACAGAGCAAGAACAAAGCUUUCACCUCCUAUGCUGCAUCCUGGAACAGAGAUAGCCGUGCUAGUCCGUUGCUGGCGUCAAUAUAGAACCUUGUCCGAAGAUGGUAGUGCUCGUGCUCCGGUUCUAGCUUACCGAUGCUACCGCCUCUGAGCCUGCGCUGUUCAACUGCCAAAAGGUUCUCCGGGUCACUCGCUAAUGGAGCGACGUUCAGAGCACGUCCUUUCCCGGAGGUCUCUGGAUGUAUACCAAGGAGAUGGGCUCACAAUGGCAAGAACAGGGACCUGAGCAAAAUAUCGGCUUUCGGGAGAGAUAUGGAGGGGAGUAUAUACACUUUUCUAACUAUAGACCGCUGGGAAUCGUUGAACUACAUGGGAUAUAGGGUGGCUGCGCUGAGACCGGUUCAUGGGAGGCUGGCUCUGAGGUUCCUCAACUGGGUCAUGAAACAACCUGGCCUCAAGUUUGGCCACCUCACUCAUAUUUUGUCUGUAACGGCUCAUAUACUUGUCAGAGCUAGGAUGCAUGACUCUGCAAAAUCGAUUUUGAGACAGUUAAUGCAGAUGGGUCAGGGUCCACGCUCGGUAUUUAUUACCUUAAUGGACACGUAUCCUCUUUGUAACUCUAAUCCUUCAGUUUUUGACAUUCUCAUGAGGGUUUAUCUUGGAGAGGGAAAGAUUGGAGAUGCUCUGCAGAUCUUCUAUUUGAUUAUUUGUAGGGGAUUUAAGCCUUCAGUUGGUACUUGCAAUAAGGUCUUGGCUGCAAUGGCAAAGGACCAAGCAGCUGGUUCAGUAUGGUCAUUCUUCAGUGAUAUGCUUGAGAAUGGAAUUCGUCCUGAUGUUGCAACUUUCAAUAUCUUGAUCAAUGAGCUGUGUGCAGAGGGCAAGCUAAAGAAAGCCGGUUUGCUAUUGAGAAAGAUGGAAGAAAGUGGUUGUCACCCUACCAUUGUUACUUACAACACUCUCCUCAAUUGGUAUUGCAAAAAGGGAAUGCAUAGAAUGGCUCUUCAGCUUAUUGAAUAUAUGGAUGGCAAGGGUAUUAAAGCAGAUGUCUUCACAUUUAACAUACUUAUCGAUGGUUUGUGUAGGAAAAAUAUGAGUUCAAAGGGCUAUUUACUAUUGAAAAAGAUGAGGAAGAUGUUGAUAGACCCUAAUGCUGUCACUUACAAUACUCUUAUCCAUGGGUUUGUCAGGGAGGGGAAGACCGCAAUUGCUACUCGUAUUCUGGAUGAAAUGUCCAGUUCUAAUCUUUCUCCUAAUUGUAUUACUUACACUGCUUUGAUUGAUGGGCUUUGCCAAGAAGAAAAAUUUCAAGAAGCAAUGAAUGUUCUGAUGAAGAUGGAAAAAGAAGGGUUGACACCUAAUGAAACUUGUUAUGGGGCUCUUUUGAAUGGUUUAUCCAAGCACACACAAUUCAGUAUGGCAAAGAGUUGUCUUGGUCAGAUGAGAAGGAAUGGUAUUAUUGUUGAUCAGAUUCCAUAUACUAUGUUGAUUGAUGGAUUUUGCAGGAAAGGAUUGCUUGCUGAAGCUAUUGAAUUGUUUGAGGAGAUGCUAAGAGAUGGUUUAAUCCCUGAUUUACUUACGUAUUCAGCGCUCGUGAGUGGAUUAUGCCGGGUUGGGAAAAUAAAGAUUGCAAAGGAGAUCAUCUCUAAGAUGUAUAGAUCAAAGAUUCUACCAAAUAGUGUCAUUUUUCAAACACUUAUACACUACUUUUGCAAACAAGGAAAUGUCAUCGAGGGAUUGAGACUGUAUGCAGUAAUGAACUGUUGUGGCUACGAAGCAGACCAUUUAACAUGUGCUACCCUAAUUGCUUCUCUUUGCAGAAGUGGAAAAAUGGAAGAGGCAGAGUGCUUCAUGCAGCAUAUGCGACACAUCGGUCUAGAUCCUGAUUCUGUGUCUUUCGAUUGUCUGAUCAAUGGACAUGCAACAAAGGGUCAUUGGAUGAAAGCGUUUUCAUUUUGUGAUGAAAUGAUCAAAUCAGGAUAUCCUCCGAGCCCUUUUACUUAUGCAAGUCUCCUCAAAGGACUGUGCAAAGCAGGACAUGCGGAAGAAGCGAAGAAACUUCUUAUUAAAGUUGGACUUAUACCAUCUUCUGCAGAUACUCUAGUCUACAACUCAUUGAUACAAGAGUUGUGUGAAGGUGGAAAUCUUCAGGAAGCAUUGGCUCUUUAUCAUGGAAUGGUGAAGAAUGGUGUGCUGCCUGACGAUCACACAUAUUCAAGUCUUAUUGCUGGUUUUUGCAGGAAGGGCAGGAUAGUUGCUGCCAUUAUUCUACUUCAGUCAGCUGUUAGAUUGGGAAUUUCUCUCCCAUACAUGGUUUUGUAUACGUGCCUGAUUGAUGCUCUUUUCAAGGAAGGGCAAGGAAAAAUGGCUUCCUAUUACUAUGAAGAGAUGUUAAAAAGUGGUUUCCACCUUGACACAAUUGUUUUCAAUGUAAUGUUAGAUGGAUAUUCAAGGAUGGGAAAAAUGGGGGAGGCAAUUGAUUGUGUUUCAAUGAUGAGGAGAAACAAUCUAUCUCCAAAUUUGGCCACUUACAAUAUUCUCUUGCAUGGGUACUCAAAGAAAAGGGAACUGGGGAUGUGCCUUAGAAUACACAAAUUAAUCACCAAUAAAGGUUUUAAGCCUGACAAAUGGACAUGGCAUUCUCUGAUUCUUGGUCUUUGCAAGUCAGGUCUUCUGGAAAUUGGAAUUAAAGUUUUGAAAAAGAUGAUAGUCGAGGGCAUCAUACCUGAUCGACUUACGUUCAAUAUGCUUAUAAGCAAGUGCUGUGAACGUGGUCAGAUGGGAUUGGCACUUGAUAUGUUUGAUGUGAUGAUUAUUCUUGGGUAUGAUGACCUUGAUACGUACCGAUCCAUUGUCAAUGGUCUGCACAAGAAGUCAGAUUUUAAUGCUUCCUGCACUAUGAUGCAUGAAAUGCUGAAAAGGGGUAUUCCUUCUUACAAGCAAUAUAUACGUCUAGUUAGUGGCAUGUGUAAAGCAGGGAAUGUACGAGCAGCAUUCAAGUUAAAGGAUGAGAUGAAGGAACUUGGUGUUGUUACUCCUGAUGUUGCCGAAAGUGCAAUAGUUAGAGGACUUGCGCGCUGUGGGAAGUUUGAGGAAGCAAAGCUAGUCCUUCAUCACAUGAUUGGGAUGCGUCUCAUCCCUACUCCUGCUACCUUCACUACUCUGAUGCAUAUGUCAUGUGAAAAUUUCGAUAUUGAAGGGGCCUUGAAGUUAAGGAGUAUCAUGGAACACUCUGGCAUAAAGCUGGAUGUUGUCACCUACAAUGUUCUUAUUAAAGGCCUCUGUGCUGGUGGUGAUGUGAUUUCUGCAGUCGAGUUAUAUGAGGAGAUGAAAAAUCAGGGUCUCCUACCAAACUGUACGACAUACACUAGUCUAAUAAAUGCCAUUUCUACCAAGGGUAGUGCAGUUAAUGCUGAAACACUUUUGGUUGAUUUAAAAACAAGGGGGUUUUCAUCUUGGGACAGAAAUGCUAACAAUUGGCGAGAGGAAUUGGUGACUGCCGUGAGAAAGAUUAAAUAUAUGAGUUGUCGAAGCAGGAAAUGAUACCUAAUUGAAGAUAAUUUGACCUGAUGUUGUUAACAUGGGGCAAAUUUAUUUAAGCUGUUCUUGGGGAAGCAUGGCUUCGUUGUAGAGUACAAAGAGAAGAUUGUGCUCCAGCGGCUAUCACAAAACGCCAUUCAACUUGGCACGGCAGGUA